AUGGCCGACCCUUCGUUGCCGAAUGGCAGAGCCGCGUUGGAUGAAAUGCUGGGCCGCCUGUCGAGGAAGCCCGGCUUCAAGGCCAGCAUUGUGCUCGAUCGAACGACAGGCUCUAUGAUAAAGACGACCGGCGAUCUGUCUGCCUUGCGAACGUCCAAGUCGCGAGACGAAGCGACGGCCGCAUCCUUUUCCAACGAGGCACCCGCGGCCGAAGAGAGCGAGUCCAAGGGCAUCGAGGAUUUCGCGGCCAUGGUAUGGAACUAUGUCAAUAGCUCCGGGCAACUUGUACAAGAAAUGGACACAGACGACGAGCUGAAGCUCCUACGAUUGCGGACGAAAAAGCAGGAAAUCAUGAUUGUCCCGUACCCGAAAUACAUUCACACGGUCAUCCACGACACGCCACCCGCCUGA
Molecule: messenger RNA, 411 nt
Organism: Emericellopsis atlantica
Lineage: Eukaryota; Fungi; Ascomycota; Sordariomycetes; Hypocreales; Bionectriaceae
Exons: 3
Coding region: 1-411 (136 amino acids)
Biological process (GO): microtubule-based movement
Cellular component (GO): cytoplasm; cytoplasmic dynein complex
Molecular function (GO): dynein intermediate chain binding
Source: RefSeq, a predicted model, not a curated record